Molecule: messenger RNA, 2330 nt
Organism: Clunio marinus
Lineage: Eukaryota; Metazoa; Arthropoda; Insecta; Diptera; Chironomidae
Source: the annotation of a GenBank genome assembly
AUGUCAAAAAUUAAUUUAAAACCUUUAAACCAAACAUGCUGUGUUUGUGUACAAAUAAAAUCAAAUCAACAUAGAAUUUUUGAUACAUUCUUUCAAUUUCAUACCAAAUAUUUAUCCAUAAAACGACUUAUAAGUGAUUUAAACUUGAUUUCCUAUGAGGUUGAAGCAUCACAUGAAAGUAAAAUGACAAUAUGCACUGAAUGUAAGGACAUGACAGUAAACUUUUAUACAUUUCAAACGAAAGUAAGAAAUAAACAAAAGACUUGCAUAGUUGAUGGACGAAAAGGUUCGAAUAAAAAGUUAAAUCCAAUUAAGCAGCCCAUAGAAGAAAUAUUAAAUCAAGUUCCACUCAAUAAACAUGAUAUUAUUAGUACUUUCCUUAAAAAUAAUUCUGUUGAGGCAAUUGAAGAAGCAGAUGAUGGAAGUCGUCUCACAAUUUAUUGCAGCAGUCCACCAAUUGCAAACAUUGAACUUGUAACAGUCAAACAAGAGCAGGACAUCGAUAUUUAUGAAAGUGACAUCGAUUAUUAUGAGGAAUCUUCCGAUAAUUCAGAUUAUGACGAUGAGAACCUCAGUGGAACAGAAACGUCUAAAACUGAAAACAUUUCUCUGUUCGAAAAUAAAAAUUUUAAAGGAAGGAGCUCUGCUUACAACUACUUCAAAGAAAUCGAAGGUGUAGAAGAUCGAAUGAGUUGUAAAACAUGUGGAAAAACGUGCUUGGUUGGUAAAAGUUAUUCAACUUGCAACAUUCUCAAACAUCUCAAACAAAAACAUUUCGAGUUAUACAAAGAAUACAAAAGUCAGAAAGGAGAAGAUGUAAGCAAUUUACAUUCUCCGACAACGAGGAAUAAAGAUGCAAGACGAAGCGACUUCGAUCAUAAUAAUGAAUCUUCUGAUAAUUCAGAUUUUGAGGAUGAGAACGUCAGUGGAACAGAAACGUCUAAAGUUGAGAACAUUUCGUUGUUCGAAGAUAUAAAUUUCAAAGUCAGAAGUUCCGCUUACAACUACUUCAACGAAAUCGAAGGAGUAAAAGAUCGAAUGAGUUGCAAAACAUGUAACAAAACAUAUUUGGUUGGUAAAAGUUAUUCAACUUGUAACAUACUAAGACACCUUAAACGAACACAUUUCGAGUUAUACAAAGAAUUCAAAAGUCAGAAUGGAGAAAAUGUAAGCAAUUUGACUCCUCCGUCAAAGAGAAUUAAAAGAAGCGACUUCGAUUACAAUAAUCAAUCUUCUGAUUAUUCGGAUAACGAUGAUGAAAAAAUGAGUGAAGCAGAAACGUCUAAAGUUGAAAACAUUUCUAUGUUCAAAGACUUAAAUUUUAAAGCCAAAAGUUCUGCUUACAACUAUUUCAACGAAAUUGAAGGCGUGAAAGAUCGAAUGAGUUGUAAAGCAUGUAAAAGAACAUUUCCGGUUGGUAAAAAUUAUUCAACUUGUUACAUUCUCAGACAUCUCAGACAAAGACAUAUGAAAUUGUACAAAGAAUUCAAAAGUCAGAAUAGAGACAAUCCAGUGCAUACAAACAGAGUAUAUAAAAAAGCUUCUGUUGGACCCAAUGCAAAUGGCAUUUUUAAAUUCUUCAAAGAAAUUGAAGGUCAAACUAAUCGUGUCCUUUGUAAAUUGUGUAAUUUCAAUCUAUCGUCAAAUUCAAAAAGUACUUUGAGCAGACAUUUCUAUCGUAGACAUCCGGAUAUGUCUGUAAAUGUUAGCAAAAAAUCAGAACAAAAUGUGCAAAGUAUUCAGGAAAAUGAAGAUGACGAUGAAUUAAAUGAGAUUGAAGCUAAAAUGGAAGUUGACGAUGACGUGCCUGUUAAACAACAACUUCGAAGAGGCACGCCUGGCAUUUACGGCUAUUUUGAUAAAGUUCCAGGUAGAGGAGAUGCAGUCAGAUGUCAACUAUGUCAACAGAUAUUUACAUCAUCAAAUCAAAGCAAUCUUCUCAGGCAUUUCAAACGUAAACAUUAUGGAGUAGUCGAAAAAAUUUAUCUACAAAAUCAAAUUUCUGUAGAUGAGUUUCAAGUCGAACCAAAUCAACAAUCAUCAGAAAUUGAUGCUAACGAGUGUGAAAAUGAAGAAAACUUCAACAGUAAUGAUGAUUAAAUUGAUGAAAUAAAAAUGUGUGAAAUUAAAUAAAUUAUUCUGAACUUUAAAGAGAUUUCUUUGUUUCAACGCAUUUCUCAGCUUUUUGAAUAAUGAAAUAAAUUACAAAAGAUUAUUUGAAAAAUAAUGUAGGAAAAUCGUGACUGGAAAUCAUGUCAAAUUAUUAAAAUAUUUUGUGAAAAUAUUUCCAAUGAAUGUCAGCUUUUAAAUUGAAAGAAAUCAAUUUUGAC